This is a messenger RNA of Ipomoea triloba (trilobed morning glory), 806 nucleotides long. RefSeq lists its product as uncharacterized. The record is from RefSeq and is a predicted model, not a curated record. Bases 76 to 486 code for a protein of 136 amino acids. The transcript has 2 exons. Lineage: Eukaryota; Viridiplantae; Streptophyta; Magnoliopsida; Solanales; Convolvulaceae.
AUUUAUAUGCUGGGGUUAUUUGAUUUGUUGUAGGGUGUUCAUGUUAUUCCUAAUGAAAUAGCUGCUCUUCGUGGGAUGUCUAUGUUGUUUCAAAUUGUCAUGAAAAAGGAGCAAGUGGACAAUUACUAUUCAGCUUUUACAGUGUUGAGAAUCUGUAGGGAUGAGGUAGUCUUGACACAACAUUGUUCAGGUUUAUUUGAUAGAAAUGAAGGUGAUUUGGUUGCUACUAAUGGUGGUGAUUGGUUGGAUUUUGAAGACAAUUCUGAGGAUGGGAUUGUGAGUGAUGAUGAUGGAAGUCGUGGACUGGAUGCUAUGUAUAAAGAAAUGGAGAAGGAUAAAAUUGUUGAUUUGGGUGACAGUGAUGGGGCUUCCAGCAGUGAACAAGCUACGCUUCCCCUGAAGCGUUGUCUCAUUGAUGUUUUUGAUUGUGUUGGAGGAACUUCAAAGAAGGCUAAGGAAAUUGUUGUGAAGCUGGAAAAGAUGUAGUUUGGAUAAGGUGUUUGUGGUUGUUGUGAAGGUGGAAAAGUAGUACCUUAUGUUUAAUCUUUUGCUUAAUAUAAUGGUUGUAGUAAGUAAAAAUGGUAUGUUUGGGGUGUUUUUGGGUGCUGUAUUUUGGCAACUGUUUUGGCCAUUGAAUUGUAAGGGCGGCUUAAAGGCCCUGGUAGGUUGUAAAAUGGCUUUCUUUUGGGUUUUGGCAACUGUUUUGAAAUUGGCCAUUUUAUUCUAAGAUCUUGGCCAUUGUAUUGUAAGGGCUGCUUAAAGGCCUAAAAUGAUCUACUUUGAAUAUAUCCUAUAUUUGAAUCUUA